AUGAGGAUACUAAGGCUAUUCUUCAUUCAUGCCAUCCUACUAUCCAUUAUUGACGCUUUUUUCAGAAUCCCACUCACUCGUCAUCCCACAAACAGAACCCGUCCCUAUGCAUAUCGGGGAAAGUUCUCGAGAGUAACUCUUGGUGGAUGGAGUGAGAAUCUAUCCAAUUUCAUCAAUUAUAUUUACUUUGGGCCAAUCCAACUCGGCACUCCACCACAAACAGUCACGAUCGACUUCGAUACGGGCUCUGAUCAAUUCUGGACCACAUGUAAUUGUGCUGCCGGUGAUAUUGUAGCAUUUUUGCGUGGGGAGCCAAAUUAUUGCAAAUCACAUAGAAGGAUUUUCAAUCCGAAUCGAUCAAAAACGAAUCGAAAGACGUCGUCUCCAUUCAGCGUCACUUAUGGGAUUGGAUACGUUCAAGGGACGGUGAUGUUUGAUAGAGUUUGUAUCCCAGGGGUCAGACAUUGUAGUUCUGCUCAAACAAGGGUUGGCUGUGCCUCAUACACGGACUCGGCUUUUAGGAAUGCUCCCGGCGAUCAGGAUAGCGACGGUCUCAUGGGCUUAGCGUAUGUCUAUGGAACGAUGGGCAGAUCGCCGAUCCGAUCAAUAUUCAAUAGGUCUAACUGCAAACGUAAGAUUUUUGCUUUCUACCUAAAUAACAGUGGCGAGAAGGAGAGAAGUGAGAUGACGCUCUGUGGAACGGAUCCAGCGCAUCAUAGAGGGAAAAUCCGUUUCCUGAAAGUGGCAAAAUCGAGCUAUUAUUGGACGCUAACAUUGGAUAGAGUAUACAUCAGAAGUAGAGUGGCAUGGGCCCGAUCAUCGAGUAAUGCCAUUCUCAUUCUGGCAGCAUGUGUUGGCUGUAAAUGUCCCAAUCUGACCUUCAGCCUCAAUGGCCAUUUGUUCACACUACCCGGCAGAUAUUAUGUGCAAAACUGCGUCUUUCUCAUCUUUCCAUCAUCAGAAUUCUCUCGAUUCCCCGGCCUGGGGGCAAAUUGGAUUCUCGGCGAUGCAUUCCUUCGAAGAUUCUAUUCUGUUUAUGAUUAUGCUCAUGGAUUGGUUGGAUUGGAUGUUCGAGCU
This is a messenger RNA of Mesorhabditis belari, 1077 nucleotides long. NCBI's taxonomy places the organism in Eukaryota, Metazoa, Nematoda, Chromadorea, Rhabditida, Rhabditidae. The record is from the annotation of a GenBank genome assembly.